UCCCUCUGAGCACAGAGGAGGGGGAGGCGCACAUGCAUUGAGAGAAACACACUCACACACAUAUACUAGUAGCGGCCACAUUUUCACAGCCUGCUCUUCAGACUGACAGCAGCAAACGGAGUUGAGAGCCAGCACGACGGAGCGAGGGAAGAAGAGAAAGAGGAUUGGAAACAAGGGAGGCAUCCAGAGUGGAGGGGACAGGAGAGGAGACUACACAGGAUUUUUUACACCUUUUUUUUUCUCUAUUAGCUCUCUGGGAGCCAUAAAAGGAUUCUCCUCUGCACUCUUCUUGAACUGAACUUGCUCUGCACCUUGCUAUGGCAACCCUGGUGAGCCUUGGGAACACUGUCUCCCUCUCCUCUUGUUCCUCUCAUCCGUGGACUGCCCUCCUCUGGGCUCUGUUGACCCUUUUAAGCCAAGUGUGGGGCUUUAACCUGGAUACAACUCACACACUGCAUAAGUUGGGAGACCGUGGCACCUUUUUUGGUUUCUCUCUAGCACUUCACCAACAGCUCACCCCAGAGCCUCAGAGCUGGAUCCUUGUGGGGGCACCGCAGGCAGCAGGACAGGGCCUGUUGCGGGGCAGUCGACCAGGAGCUUUGUUCAAGUGUCCAAUCACGCCAGAGGAGUACGACUGUGAGAGGGUGGAUAUUGAUGGAGAAGUGAGUCUGGACAGAGAGAGCAAAGACAACCAGUGGCUGGGAGUCACUGUCAAGAGUCAGGGGAUUGGAGGGAAGGUGGUGACCUGCGCUCACCUGUAUGAGCUCAGGCAACGUGUAAGUCAACCUUCAGAGACUCGUGACCCCAUUGGACGCUGCUACGUUCUGAGUGAGGACCUGACAGAGCGAGAUGACCUGGACGGAGGGGAGUGGAAGUUCUGUGAGGGCCGACCACAGGGGCACGAGCAGUUUGGCUUCUGUCAGCAGGGCCUGUCUGUCAGUUUCACCCCAGACAACAACUUCAUUCUGUUUGGGGCUCCGGGAACAUACAACUGGAAAGGUGAGAUGCGCGUCCAGCUCCUAAACCAGACUCUGCUUGACCUCGGUUUCUAUGACGACGGACCGUACGAGGUGGCAGAUCAGAAACAACUUAAUGCCCAGCUCAUCCCUGUGCCCUACCACAGUUACCUGGGGUUUUCUGUGGACUCGGCCAUGGGGAUAAUGAGCCUCGGGGAACUGACCUUUGUGGCGGGAGCACCUCGGGCCAAUCACACAGGGGCAGUGGUGCUGCUGAGGAAGGACAACGUGUACCGGCUGGUGCCACAGCACAUUUUCUGGGGGGAGGAGCUGGCGUCUUCAUUUGGGUACUCGGUAGCUACGACAGAUCUAAACAGGGAUGGCUGGACAGAUCUGAUUGUUGGAGCUCCUAAUUUCUUUGACCGUAAGGCAGAGAUUGGUGGAGCUGUUUAUGUGUACCUAAACCCCUUCGGUCACUGGGAUGAUCAGGCUCGGCCCAUCCGGCUCAACGGGACCUACGACUCCAUGUUUGGAAUGACAGUCAGCAACAUCGGAGACCUGGACCAGGACGGAUACGGAGAUAUUGCUGUGGGGGCACCAUUUGAUGGAGAUGGCAAAGUUUUCAUCUACAGAGGCUCAGAUGCUGGAAUUGAAACAAAACCUGCUCAGGUGCUGGAUGGUCGUGACUUUGAUGUCAGACGCUUUGGAUACUCCAUCUCAGGUGGUUUGGAUAUUGAUAAUAACCAGUAUCCAGAUAUUGCAGUUGGCUCUCUUAAUGACUCAGUGGUUCUCUUCAGGUCUCAUCCAGUCAUCCAUGUGAUCAGAGAAAUAUCUAUCGACCCUCAAUACAUUGAUCUGGAGCAGUACAACUGCAAGGGCAGAGAAGGAGUCUGCGUGGAGGUCAAAGCCUGCUUCACCUUCACAGCCCACCCAGAACACUACUCACCACACAUUACCCUGGUGGUGCAUUUUGAAGCCGACACCGAGCGCAGGAAGUUGGGCCUCCCGCACCGCGUUAACUUCUUGGGCCGCAGUUCCCUGGAUCCGGAGUACACUCAGACAGAGGAAGUAGAGCUGCAUCGGCAGCGUCAUCCUGUGUGCGCCACUGCUGUCUUCCAGCUCCAUGAGAACAUCCGUGACAAACUGCGUCCCAUCUCAUUGGCGAUAACCCACACUAUCAAGCCUGUGCCACCACGCAGACACUCAGGUGCCAAGAGGCUGGAGAAGCUGGCGCCUGUACUGAGUGUUUCCCCCUCUAAUACAUUGCACUCUGAGGUGAACUUCCUGCGAGAAGGAUGUGGCAGCGACAAAAUCUGCCAGAGCAACUUGAAGCUGAGCUACCAGUUUGGAACACGACCUCUGACCUCUGACCUCUUCACCCCUCUGCAAAAAGAUGAGGAUGACGUGCAGGUGUUCUCCCUGUCAGAACAGCGGUUGGUGGUGCUGGAGCUCAUCGUCACCAACAUGCCCUCUGACCCCCUGCACCCUGAGGAGGACGGAGAUGACGCCCACGCUGCUCAGCUGCUUGUCUCCCUUCCAAACACUCUGUCGUAUGCCGGCUCCAGGAUCCCACCACAGAUGAGAUGCCAAGCGAACCAGAAUGGCUCCCAAGUUGAGUGUGACCUGGGAAACCCUGUGAAACGAAACACUAAGCUGAAAUUCUCCAUCAACUUGAGCACAUCUAACAUCACAAUCGAGACCACUGAGUUGACAGCAGAUCUCUUACUGACAACUAUCAGCGAGCAGCCUGACCUGGCACCAGUCACAGCUUUUGCUAAAGUUGUGAUAGAGCUCCCUCUGUCUGUCAGUGGACUUGCUCGUCCUCACCAGCUGUUCUUCAGCGGGACAGUGAAGGGAGAAAGUGCCAUGACCAGUCUGGAGGACAUCGGCAGCCCUGUGGAUUUUGAGUUUGUGGUCGCUAAUCCCGGGCAAGCUCUGAAGACGCUCGGCUCGGCCUUCCUCAACAUCAUGUGGCCUUACGAGCUGGCCAAUGGGAAAUGGCUCCUGUAUCCUGCCAGCUGGAAGUUUGAGGGUCACCCAGACACACACUGCUCCCCAACAGGGGCGUUGAAUCCUCUGAAGCUAGACAGCUCCUCACCUGCAGAACUUCCACAGGCUGGGCGAACGCGCCGCUCCCACCCAGAGGAGGAAGGUCAAGUGAUGACAAAAGCCAGCAUCGGACGAACCACCCCAGCUGUGGCAGCUUCAGAGAGACGCAAGUCGCUCAAUCUGGAUUGUCUCUUGGGGUCGGCACGCUGUGUCCUGUUCCAGUGUCCCCUCCACAGCUUCUCUGGUCAGGCUGUACUCAAGAUCCACGCCAGGCUGUGGAACAGCAGUUUCAAAGAGGAGUUUCCAGCAGUCAGUGCUCUGGAGCUGCUGGUCAGAGCCAACAUCACUGUGAAGUCCAGCAUCAAACAUCUGGUCCUCAAGGACGCCGCUGCACAGGUUCCAGUGAUGAUCUAUCCUGAGCCUGGUCUCGCUGACCAGUACUGGAUCCCCUGGUGGAUCAUCCUCAUAGCCGUCCUGGCAGGCAUCCUGCUGCUGACUCUACUGGUCUGCAUACUGUGGAAGUGUGGCUUCUUCCAACGGGCCCACUACAAAGACAAAUUGCCUCAGUACCACGCGGUGAAGAUUCCUCGCGAGGACCGGCCACAGUUCCAGACUGAGAAGUCAGGAGUUGUCCAUAAAAAGGAAUGGGCCACGCACUGGAGUGACGGGACCUCGUAAUUUGCUUUGAAGCACUGACUGACUGAAUUAAUUCAAAUCACCAUGUGUGGCACUCAUUCUGUCUUUGCAUUGGAACUAACGGACUAAAAAAGUGCACAUAGACUGAGAUCAUGACAUCUUGUGCACACUGUACUGUGUCAGUACUUACAUAUUGGUGGCCUGUUACACUGUGACUGGAUCUAUAUUCUCCCAUGCUGUAGCCCACUGAUGGCUGGCCUCGGAUAGUCUAUUUAUACUGUGCAUCUAUAUUAGUGUUUUACAGUAAGUACUGAAGGCCAGCAACAAUAUUAGAACCAGUCUGGCUGCUCAAUAUGUAUUACAGCCUGCAGAAGGAGCGUUGACGCUCACAUGGACUUCAUUGUCUGUCAUCAGUUUUGACUGGCAGAACAAAGGAGGACAGAAAAUCACAACUCAAAGAUAUGCAUGAAUGCACAAACAUACAGUGUAAUAUUAGAUGCGUACAGACACACUGGACAUUGUUGAUUAUGAAGCCACUGCCUGUGACAAAGACUACUUUUUGCCGUAACUACUGUUAGACUGAUGACUGAUAAGGGCAAUGACAAAAAUGCAUUUGUUUUUUAUAUAAAUGAUGUUUUGGGAUUUUAUUUUAGUUAGCACUGGUAAACAUUGGGGAAAAGUCAGUAUGUAAGAUAUCAGUAAAGUAAGAUGUUGUGGAACACUGAAUGUGUUGUCUGGGCUUGCUGAUUGCUCUGAACAAGCUGAAAAAGCCAUUAAAUAAGUUCACCUGAUGGUUUUUUGUAUAUCCUUAUUCAGGGAUAAGAAUGCCUUCUAAAAAAGGAGACUUUUCUGUGUCAAUAUUAUUUUCAUUUUUUGUUAAUAUGUCAGUCAAAUGUACUGUACAUCAAUAGUUGAUUGCCUGAGUGAACUUGAAUAAGAACAAGAAAACCACAAUAUAGCUUAUGACAGUCAUGGCCAUAGCACUGUUAUCUCAUGAAAACCAAAUAUAUCAGAAAAGUGAAGCAAUAUUUAAAAUAUGGUCUGCCCAUUUGCAGUGUAAGCAUUUACAUUUCUGAACACAACAUUGAUUUUUGAAUGGAUGUCCAGCAUCAUAAGGGCAUACAUUUUCCCAGUGUAUAAAAGGAUUGUGUGUGAAAACAUGGUCUCAAAUUAAAACCUAUAUUACUGACUGAAGCAGAUACAUGUAGAUUAUGAAUAUUUUCAAGCAACACCACCUUUUCUUUUUUUUACUGAGAUGUAAAAAUAUUUCACCAGGAGACAUCAUGACCUUUGUAUAAAUAGUUUUGAAACUUUUUAGUUGGGUUAUAUUAGUGUAACCUGCCUGUCGCACUGUUCCUGGUAAUGUAUCCCAGUCAUACUAGCCAGUGUAAGAUAGUAUAUUAAAUUCAGUACUGACAUUUGUAACUGCAUACAAGUGCCUUAUGGUAAAAGUAGCAGAUUGUGAGCUUCUUCCGGUAAAGAACAGAAGGCAACUUACAAAUUAGAUCAGGCUGAAGCAUCUGUUGGACACUUGUGGACAAAUAAACAUACCUCCAACACUUAAACAACAUGGAGAGGAGAGAACAUUUCUAGAAAACAGAAUAUGUCGGCAAGGAACCAGAGAAACUUUCUUUGGAUCUAAUUUGGAUCGUGGCUGUAUGAAGAGUCAGCUUGUUGUUGGUUUUUUUUUUUGGUAUUGCUGGACAAUCUUCUAUUAGCUGCAUGAAGCUCCUGUUGCUGUUCUGACGUUCCCCCAUUUUUUCUCCCGUUGUCAUGACUCAGUGUUUUAUUUAUUUUAUGUUUGGCUGCACUGUUUCAACAUUGUAAACUAAAUAAACCCAUCAGAUAACAGAA
Siniperca chuatsi (mandarin fish) is the source of this 5495-nucleotide messenger RNA. It is a transcript of the gene itga7, whose product is annotated as integrin, alpha 7. The transcript is spliced from 25 exons. Gene Ontology annotation, molecular function: integrin binding. Bases 318 to 3683 code for a protein of 1121 amino acids. The record is from RefSeq and is a predicted model, not a curated record. Gene Ontology annotation, biological process: integrin-mediated signaling pathway; leukocyte migration; cell-cell adhesion. Gene Ontology annotation, cellular component: external side of plasma membrane; integrin complex. Lineage: Eukaryota; Metazoa; Chordata; Actinopteri; Centrarchiformes; Sinipercidae.